Messenger RNA from Diaporthe amygdali, 1251 nucleotides. RefSeq lists its product as uncharacterized. The coding region runs from base 1 to 1251 and encodes 416 amino acids. The record is from RefSeq and is a predicted model, not a curated record. Lineage: Eukaryota; Fungi; Ascomycota; Sordariomycetes; Diaporthales; Diaporthaceae. Gene Ontology annotation, molecular function: oxidoreductase activity; FMN binding. The transcript has 9 exons.
AUGGCAAACCGCAGUGUGAAUCUUGAUCCUAAGGUCUUCAGCAUUAGCGACCUAAAACGUGAGGGCAGUGCAAGACUGCCUCCCAUGUAUCGAGACUUUUACAAUGAAGGAGCCAUGGAUAUGGAGACACUGCGAGAGAACGAGGAGGCAUACCGAAGAUACAAGAUCCGUCCCCGUAUCUUGGUGAACGUGGAUCAUGUCGAUACUUCAGCAGAAAUCUUUGGUGUCAAGGUCCCUUUUCCUCUGGGAUUUAGCCCCUCUGCGAUGCACCAGCUAGCACAUCCUGAAGGCGAAGUGGCAACCUCAAAAGCAGCUGCAGCAGAGGGCAUCUGUAUGGGUUUGUCGUCAUACUCUACCGUCUCACUCGAAGAGGUCGCACAACAGGGGCUCGGCAAUCCAUUAUUCAUGCAGGUUUGCGUGCUGAAAGACCGCCGUACCACUCUGCAACUGCUGAAGCGAGCAGAAGCCGCCGGCUACAAAGCCAUUUUCGUCUCUGUGGACGUUCCGGUGCUAGGGCGUCGUCUCAACGAGAUGCGCAAUAGCUUCACCCUCCCGGAGGACAUGCAGUUACCAAAUCUUUUGUCAGAUGGCAGAAAAGAGUUCAGUGGUGGCAAUGCGGCGACGGCAUUUGACGCGAGUCUUGAUUGGGACAGUGCAAUUCCAUGGCUCAAGGAAAACACAAAGAUGCAGAUUUGGCUCAAAGGAGGUCAGCUCAUUCACCGAGAAAUCGCACAGCGUUCUUUCGCUGACGACCGACCAGUAAACACACCCGAGGAUGUCCAGAUGGCCAUUGACCACAACUUGGAUGGUGUUGUCAUUUCUAAUCACGGAGGAAGACAGCUUGACGGCAUUGCUGCCACGCUGGACACGCUUCGCGUCUGCGCACCUCUCGCCAAGGGAAAGAUCCAGAUCGCGGUGGAUGGUGGGGUGCGCAAGGGUUCCGACAUUUUCAAGGCGAUCGCGCUCGGUGCCGAUCAUGUGUUUGUCGGCAGAAUACCUAUCUGGGGUCUCGCGUAUAAUGGCCAAAAGGGCGUCGAACUCGCCAUAAAGAUGCUCAAGGAAGAAUUUGCCGUAACCAUGAGGCUGGCCGGAUGCGCAUCAGUCAAGGACAUCACACCAGACCGCUUGGCAUAUUUGAGACAGGAUGGAAUCCUUGCGAAGUUCGAAACUUCUUUUGUGGACAAGAGGGUCAAUGUUGCCGGUCUGAAUAGGCAGGACUCGCACGCCUUCAAAAUUCAGCGCUUCACGUAG